Messenger RNA from Bolinopsis microptera, 1911 nucleotides. RefSeq lists its product as uncharacterized. The record is from RefSeq and is a predicted model, not a curated record. Gene Ontology annotation, cellular component: extracellular matrix. The coding region runs from base 1 to 1830 and encodes 609 amino acids. The transcript is spliced from 17 exons. NCBI's taxonomy places the organism in Eukaryota, Metazoa, Ctenophora, Tentaculata, Lobata, Bolinopsidae.
AUGACUCUUACGGAUACAGCGGUGGUUUGCAAGAAUGUGUACAGAAGUACGGAGCACCAGGAGACGGAAAAGAUAACGGACUGUGAUUUGAAUGUGGACGAGGAGCUGUACAAUAGUAUUGAUGACGAUCAUGACGGAGUGGUGGACGAGGACCUGGCAGGGUUUUCUAGCUGCGCUCUGACUGGUGGCUCCAACUUUAAAACCUUCUCCCAAGUAACGUAUGAACUGGAGGACCUUUGUGAGCACGUGUUAGCUCAGAGCUGCAACAAGGAGGAUCCUGACUUCUUCAUGAUUCGCGUUGCCCAGCACACAGUGUAUAGUGUGUCGAGCAGGAGUUUCGUCCUGAAGUACAGAGAUCUGACUAUUAGCGGGUACCCCGGUCUAAUGAUAGAGGUUAACAAACAGAGAGUACAACAGUUCCCUGUUGUCUUCGUGGACGGCAGCUUCAUCACUAAAGUGGGGUUCAAAGUGUUUAUCCAGUUGCACGGUCUGUCUGUAACAAUGACUUAUGAUAGUUCCGGUAAUGUGGACCUUCACAUUCCCCACACUCUGGUACAUGCCAUCUGCGGAAUGUGCACCACUCCUCCGCAGGGAAGCGGAGGCACGCUUGAGAUGUGGCAUGUUCCUGCCAACGAACGACUACUCUUAUCUGAAACUGACGAGUGCACCACAGCAGAUAGACCAAUGUGUAGGGUAGUGGAUAUAGAGCGGGCCCAGCACGCCUGUAUAGUCCUCUCUGAACACCAGGGCCCCUUCGUGGACGCUUACCCCUUCGUAGACAGGGUACCCUACUACAACUCCUGUAUAACAGAAGUGUGUUCGGACCCGGACACUGAAGGAGUAGAGUGCUCUGCAAUACACGGUUACGUAGCUGCUGCUUUCCUACAUGGUAUUAGGUUUGAGAGUGAGCUGCUCCCCAGGAUCUGCAGGGGACCCAUGAUGAACGUGUGUGAUAUGUACGGGACACUCCAUCUGAAGACGUUUUACCAGCGAGUACUGCACAUAGAAGCAGAGUGUGAAUACCAACUCCUGGAACCAUGCCAAGAUUCUGAGUUCGGAGUGGGAGUUAGUGUUCUGGUCCUGAAACGCGGGGUUGAUGAGUACAAUCUACAGGCUGUAGCUGUUACUAUCGGAGAUCAGGUACUGAGAAUAACCCAAGAAGCUGCAAGUGUGGAUGGUAAAUGGAUACAGUCCCUCCCCCACUACCUUGUAGACGGAGAUGUCAAGAUAUUCCAACUGGACAGUAAAGUGAUAGUGGAGUGGAAGAAAGCAGGUAUAGAGAUUAAGUGGAACCUGGGUCAGCAACUCCAGAUAGCUACCAGGAUAGGAUUCAAAACUUGUGGUACUUGCGCUGAAUUCGGCUACACACCAAAGAUCUCGACAGAAAACCUGCUGGCCUCAACAGAUCUAUCAUGUGAUAUCUACGAACACGAAGAGACAUACCAAUGCACUGAUGAGAGACACCAGCAAGCACACGAGAUGUGUGAGACACUAACUAACAUCGACGGAAAGUUCGGACGGUGUCUGGCCUACUUUGACGGACAAGCCCUACACGAUGCUUGUAUCAAAUCAGUGUGCCAGUGCCAGGAUGCAAACGGUUUCACGUUGCCUGAGAGAGCCUCAUAUAAACAUCUUCACUCGGUGGCGUGUCAUUGUCCAGCCUACCACGCUAUGAUAUUAGCUUGCAGAGAUACUGGCAUAGAAAUACCAAUCACUGACGAAUGCCAGCCGCAGCACGGAGGAUUUACAGCCUGGUCAGAUUGGGGACCGUGUCACUGUGACAGUGCAGUGUCUUAUCGUUACAGGUCCUGUACUAACCCCUACUCCUAAGUUCGGGGGCAGAUCCUGCAGUGGAGACUCAAGUGAGAACAAACCGUGCAUCUGCGAAGAUUCUGAAGAAAACCAGAAAGG